AUGCUUAGAUAUAGAAGCGCGCUCAAGGUCUGGGGUAGUAGGAAGUAUAGCGUGCUUUUGCCCGAGUUUAAGUUGAAAUGCGGGCUUGAAAUCCAUACCCAACUGUGUACUAAAAACAAGCUUUUCUCCUUGUCAACCAACGAUGCGUUCGCUGCAGCUGAUAAGCCAAACUACCACGCGUCUUAUUUUGAUGUCUCUCUGCCUGGAUCACAACCGAAACUGAAUUACGAAGCGAUUUUGUUUGCGACCAAGUUGGCAGUCGCUCUCAAUUGUCAAGUGAGUCCGGUUUCUCAAUUCGAUAGAAAGCAUUAUUUCUAUGGUGAUCAACCACUUGGAUAUCAAAUAACACAGCAUUUUGCUCCUUUUGCAAAAAACGGGUAUCUCGAGCUUUCCAAAGAUUUAGAUGGGAUCGACCAAGAGCAUCGGAAAAUUGAAAUCAUGCAACUACAGAUAGAACAAGAUACCGGCAAAUCAAUUUAUAGAGAUAACGAAAAACUGUCUCUGAUUGAUUUGAAUCGUUCAAAUGUUCCUCUCAUUGAAAUGGUAACGCAUCCGCAGUUUACCGAUUGGAAAGAGGUUAGGGCAUUCAUAAAGAAAUAUCAAGCCCUUUUGAGAUCCUUGGGCAUUUCAACCGGUGAUUUGGAAACCGGGGCCAUGCGUGUUGAUGUCAAUGUGUCAGUUAAUGACAAUGCAAGGGUAGAAUUGAAAAAUUUGCCAAAUACGAGUUCAAUUUUAAAAGCCAUUCAGUUUGAAUACGAUAGACAUGUGCAUAUAAUUAAAGAGGGAAAUCAGCACAAGCUUUUAGCUCAAACAGAGACGAGAAGUUGGAAUGGAUAUUCUACGGCAAGACUUAGGGGCAAAGAGACUAGCAUAGAUUACCGAUAUAUGCCUGAUCCCGAGAUACCGGUUGUGAAGGUGUCACAAGAACUAAUCUCAACAGUGGCUCAAUCAAUACCAGCUCUCCCUGAUGCAAUCUUGAGAAAACUGAUCAGUCAACCGUUCAACUUAUCUCUGAAAGAUGCCAAAAUACUUGCAUUUGCUAGCAAUGGACAUGGAGAACUUUACUCACAGGCAGAACUUUUACCUUUUUACAUUAAGACCUUCGAGAAUUACCAGGAAAAAGCGGGCAAAAGAGUUGAGACAAAACUUCCAACAAGUUGGAUUAUUCACGAACUACUGGGAAAUAUCAAUAAACUUUCAUUGCCCUUCAGUGACGUAAUAAAAGUUUUGACUCCCACGAGCUUUAGUGAGUUUUUGAUACUUAUGACGGAAGGAAAGAUUUCGAGACCUAGUGCCAAGCUUCUUCUCUUCCAUAUUCUCAAAGACCUCCAACAACGACAGGAUAAAGUGCCACAUCAAUCCAUUGAUUUCCAAUCGUUGAUUAAAGAAUAUGGUCUCAAUGAACUCAAAAACGUUGAUCAAGAAGAACUUGACGAAUUAUGCUCGAGUAUCAUAAAAGAGGUUGACAAUCCGGCUCUCAUAGAGGCCAUCAAAACGGGUCAGAAGAGAAACUCUAUAAAGUUUCUCGUAGGGCAAGGAAUGAGGCUUUCACAAGGCCGCAUUAAACCACAGUUAUUCGAGAAGACUUUCAAGAAACUACUUAGGGUCGAUUGGUAA
Molecule: messenger RNA, 1617 nt
Organism: Lachancea mirantina
Lineage: Eukaryota; Fungi; Ascomycota; Saccharomycetes; Saccharomycetales; Saccharomycetaceae
Source: the annotation of a GenBank genome assembly